Molecule: messenger RNA, 228 nt
Organism: Sphaeroforma arctica JP610
Lineage: Eukaryota; Ichthyosporea; Ichthyophonida
Exons: 1
Coding region: 1-228 (75 amino acids)
Source: RefSeq, a predicted model, not a curated record
AUGGUGGAGAAGCACGGAUUGUCGGAGUUCUUGAUUUGGCUCCGCAACACUUAUGUCCAGUGCAAUGUUUUUAUUCUGACGUACCCGGGCUCGGAUGCGCAGGGUGCAGGAGGCGUUCCCUAUCAGCAGCAGCAGCAGCCGAAGGCUGAUGGGGGAAAUCUGAUCAGGUCUCCGUUUGACACAGGCCUGCCCAUGAGGCACAAGCACCCCGACGGGUUCAAGUACUGA